Molecule: messenger RNA, 873 nt
Organism: Cooperia oncophora
Lineage: Eukaryota; Metazoa; Nematoda; Chromadorea; Rhabditida; Trichostrongylidae
Source: the annotation of a GenBank genome assembly
AUGGCUUCCAAUUCUAUAGCAUCGUCAGGUUUAGUUAAAAGAACUCAAAAAGAAUGGGCAUUACCCACAAAUUCUCAACCUCUUCCCCAGCUAUAUCUCUACAAUAGUCUCAGCCGUCGCAAGGAUCUAUUUGUUCCAAACCAAGGCAACGUAGUGAAGUGGUACAUAUGUGGGCCGACAGUUUACGAUAGUUCUCAUAUGGGCCAUGCAAGAACCUAUCUAUCAGUAGACAUCCUUAGACGAAUAAUGACUUCCUAUUUUGGCUACGACGUACAGUUCAUCAUGAAUAUCACUGAUAUUGACGACAAAAUCAUAAAGAGAGCUCGUCAGCGCCAUUUGCUCACAAAGUACCUCGAAACUAAUAAGAACGCUCCCACCAUCGAGAGAAUUGUUGAGGAUGUCGUGGCAGCUCUAGAGAACUUCAGAAAGAAAUACGAGAACGAAACAGACAUGGAUAAAAAGAAGAUGUACGAAACUCUGAUUGGAAAAGUUGAUGCUUGCGCUCAACUUCUGGAGAAUGCGCUGCAGAACAAGGACAAUGCAGCUAUCAAUGAUGCUAAAGAUCAGCUCCUGAACGAAGCACGAGAUGUUCUUUCUGAUUGGUUGGAUGGUAAAUUUGGAAGCGCGGUCAAUGAUCACAGCGUGUUUGAUAACCUCGCUAAAGCGUACGAAAGCGAAUUCCUCCAGGAUAUGGCACGCCUCAACGUUCUUCCUGCAGACAUCGUAACCAGGGUCUCAGAAUAUGUGCCAGAGAUUGUCGCCUAUGUGGAAAAAAUAAUAGCGAACGGAUAUGCUUACACUACUAAUGACGGCUCUGUGAGUUUUCUGUCGAGGUUUGCUUGGAUUCGAGGACUGCUCGAUUCUACUCAGUAC